This is a messenger RNA of Gryllus bimaculatus (two-spotted cricket), 997 nucleotides long. The record is from the annotation of a GenBank genome assembly. Lineage: Eukaryota; Metazoa; Arthropoda; Insecta; Orthoptera; Gryllidae.
AUGAGCAGCGCGCGCGGGCGGGCGCACGUGUUGGCAGUGAAGGUGCACGGGAAGUGGGCCGACGAGAAGGCGGUGCCGUUCCACUGGGCCGCGCCCGACGGCCCGCACUACGUCUUCGACCACAUCCACUUCCACUGGGGCUCCAGCGACCGCGAGGGCAGCGAGCACACGCUGUCGGAGCACAACAACACGGGGCUGGCGCCGGUGACGGAGGCGCUGCGCGAGGUGCGGGAGGCGCACCACGCGGCACAGCUGCCGCCCUUCGCCGUCGCAGCGCUGCUGCCCAUCUUCGACAAGCAGUACUUCACGUACAACGGCUCCCUCACCACGCCGCCCUGCUUCGAGUCGAUGGACGAAUUUCGGCAGCUUCUGGGAGAGAACGGAAAACCAAUCAUGAAGAAUUACAGACCUCCACAGCCUCUAAACGAUCGAGAAAUUGUCCAGAUCAGAAGAUAGAAAUUUGACAUCUGAUAGUACAGUGCAGCAUCUAUCCCUAGUCUUGUGAACUAAUGCUAAGGAAGCAGAGUUUUUCAAGAUGGUUCAAAAUAAAGUGCUUGAACCUGAAUUUUAGAACCUAAUACUAGGACUGUUCAAUCGUACAAUAGUACAAUGUGAUAUCAGUCUAACUUAGGUUUACUGAAAAAUCGAUGCACCGUACAUUAUAUUUUUGUUCGAUUCAAGUACCGCUGGUAUGUUUGGCGUAUAUUGUUAGACAAAACAAUUUGAAUAAAAUGAUCUACAGCGAAGAAAGAAGAACAGUGAUUAAUAGACUAUAAGUAAGUCUCUAGGAUAAAUAUUUAUAAUUUUAGUCUUCGUUUAUUUAAUAUACAUUUUUCUUAACACUAGAACUGUGAUUUGAGAUAUGAGAUUUGUUUUAAAUCCAAUUAAUUUAUUUAAAACUGGAAACACGAACUACUUUAUAAAGAAACCAGAAGAGUCAAAGAAAGGAAAGUCUUAUUAAUAACGUCAAUUAUUCAAUGUACUCAUUAAGCAUUGA